UCUUCCCCCUUCAAGGCUGCUCUCUGGUCGCUGAAGCCUCUUGAUCGAUUUCGAAACCUGCACAAACCUGCUUUUUUAUAUUUAGUCUUAACAAAUCAAAUGUAGCAUACUGGUUUUAACGGUGAAGUAUGUCGUGCAAAGCCACACAUUGUCAUUAUGCAGAUAGAUAGCUAGCUAGCUAUACAUUGUCUGUAAUCUGGACAAUUAAUUUGUUUACAAUGGACAGGGAGUGCUAUCACAACUGCUGUAGCCUUGUUAAAAUACCAAGGCAAUCAUAUGAGCAAUUUUGGUCAUCGCACUUCGUUGACUAUAUCGAAAAGGAGAUAAGCUAUUCAAAAUUCUUUAAAAAGUACCUGCUUCCCAACCACCCCUGUAUGUUUUCGAGAAGAUUUACCGAGGACUGGAAGUGUCGAAAGCAGUGGGUUACUGAAGAAGGAAAGCCCAAUUUCCAGAAAUUGUUGCAAGAAUUUGAUGAGACUCCAGUCCCUGUUGCAAACUGCAAUGCAAAAGAAUACAAUGCAAACCCUAAACAAAUUAUGCCUUUCAAAGAAUUUAUACACUACUGGAAAGAAUACAUCCAGAAUGGACACUCAUCACCCAAAGGGUGUCUGUAUCUCAAAGACUGGCACAUGUCACGGGAUUUUCCUGAACACAGUGCCUACACUACUCCAGUGUUCUUUUCCUCUGACUGGCUCAAUGAAUAUUGGGAUACAAUGGAGGUUGACGACUAUCGUUUUGUCUACAUGGGACCUAAAGGCUCAUGGACUCCGUUCCAUGCUGAUGUGUUCCGCUCCUAUAGCUGGUCAGCCAACAUCUGCGGCAGAAAGAAAUGGCUGCUGUAUCCCCCAGGCCAGGAGGACUUCCUGAGAGACAGCCACGGCAACUUAGCUUACGAUGUCACUGCACCCGAGCUUCAGGACAAAGGGCUGUUUCCGCACUACAACGAGGCCUGUCAACCCCUGGAGAUCAUUCAGGAAGCAGGAGAAAUCAUAUUUGUGCCCAGUGGUUGGCACCAUCAAGUUUACAAUUUGGAGGAUACUAUCUCUAUGAAUCAUAAUUGGCUGAAUGGAUGCAAUGUGGACAUAAUGUGGCAGUUCCUUCAGAAUGAGCUGUCUGCUGUCCAGAGGGAGAUAGAGGAAUGGAGGAACACCAUGGACUCAUGGCAUCAGCACUGCCAGGUCAUCAUGAAGUCUUGCUCUGGUAUUGACUAUGGAGAGUUUGCCUCCUUCCUGAAGGUCAUUGCAGACAACCGUUUAUCCUUCUUGACCUCCUGCUCCGGACAUUCCUCCAACAAUUACCCUCGCCACCUUUCAGAGACCCUCACCACCUUGGGCCCUCACCAUGCUGCCUUUGACCUGCAGAGGGUGGCUCAUAUUCUGGAGUGCAUGCUCUGUAAUGAGGAUUUCAAGAGACUUGACUACUCAACUCUGAGCUCCCAACCAGAGAGCCUACUGCAGCAAAUUAGAGAGACUAUUCACUCCACAAGAGGGCAGCAUCUCCCUUACCAGGAGUAGGUUACUGUCAAUGAAUCCCUUUACAGCAAUUUGGACCAUUUUCAGUUAGGUCUAAGAUAUAUAUAAGAAAGUUCAGGUCUUGAAUAAAACGUUUCAGAAAUUGAUGAAUUUUUGUAUGUUGUGAAAAAAUGUAUGUACUACCCAUGUCAAUAUGUAUGACAUUAGUAUUAAGUCUGGUAGAUAUUUUUGUAAAUAGAUUACCGUAAAUGUAUAGCAUUUGUAUUUGAACUCAAUCCGGUCUACUCCACUGAUCUCACUUUGACUUUCUACUUUACCACAUAUUUAUUACAGCAAAGUCAUUUCAAUAAAAAUAACGCAACAAUAGUGUGACCAGAUGCUGUUGUGAAACAGCAAGGUGAUGCAUUCAGAUAACCUGUGUGUAUAAUAUAUAUAUUAUAACUGCAAACAAAGCAAAAGUAACAAUUCACACAUGUAGCACAAUACUCUGUAGUUUGAGUUCAAUUUAAAUAAAGACAGUACAAUG
This is a messenger RNA of Osmerus eperlanus (European smelt), 1998 nucleotides long. RefSeq names its product jumonji domain containing 4 (gene jmjd4). The transcript has 6 exons. NCBI's taxonomy places the organism in Eukaryota, Metazoa, Chordata, Actinopteri, Osmeriformes, Osmeridae. The record is from RefSeq and is a predicted model, not a curated record. Gene Ontology annotation, biological process: positive regulation of translational termination; protein hydroxylation. Gene Ontology annotation, molecular function: 2-oxoglutarate-dependent dioxygenase activity; sequence-specific DNA binding. The coding region runs from base 219 to 1514 and encodes 431 amino acids. Gene Ontology annotation, cellular component: nucleus; cytoplasm.